AUGGCUGUCGCAUUCAAGGAACCCCCCUCCUCCCAGGUCGACUGCCUAUACAAGGCCGGCUUGGCAUCCCAAGUCCUUCUACCGUCGGACCCUGACUACGCCGGUCGCGAGGAUUCAUACUGGUGCAAUGAUGCCAAGCUUGGACCGGCCUGUAUAGUCAGACCACACUCAGCAGAAGAUGUCUCGACAGCUUUGAGGGCCUUAAUCGAUCUGGGGAUGAUAAAUCACGUAAAUGUUGAUACUGCCUCUGAGACGGUGGAUCUCGGCCCCGGUGGUCGAUGGCGAGAUGCUUACUACGAGCUGCACAAACAUAAUUACACGGUUGCAGGGGGUCGGGAAGCGAAUGUCGGUGUUGCUGGCUUCCUUCUCGGAGGUGGCAUGGCAUUUUUGAACUCGCGAAGAGGUUUUGCAUGCGACGAUGUUGUCUCGUACGAGAUAGUGCUAGCGGACGGAAGCAUUGUCACGGCCGACAAAACCCAUCAUCCUGACCUCUUCCGGGCCCUCAAAGGCGGCUCCAACAACUUUGGCAUUGUCACCAACUUCAAGAUGAAAAUGCUGAGUAACAAUAAGAUUUGGGGCGGGUUGACGAUCUCCUCUAAGGAAUUCAUACCCACUUCCAUUGACGCCAUGCACAAUUUCACGACCAACAUCAAAGACAAACCUGAUGAGACUGUGUGGACUCUGUACAUGCACUCACCUGAGCUGAAGGAUACUGUCAUUGCGACCGCCUAUGCGAGCAUGGUUGGAACGGAAAAGGCGCCGGCCUUUGAGGAUUUCUUAGCCAUUCCAACGAUCAGUAACCAACUGGGCAUUAAGACAGUCAGUGAGUUUACGGUGGAAUAUACCCAGUCAAGUCAUCACCAUGUCAUCUGGCUUACCUCGGCUUUCAAAAAUGACAAGCGCAUCAUGGCGAAAGCCUCGGAGCUACAUGACAAGUUGGUCGAGGACCUCAAGGUCGUGGUGCCCGAUGGAAACUUCAUUACACAGUGCACCUUUCAGCCACUGCCAACACUGUUUGCCGAAAAGUCCAAGGAAGCUGGUGGCAAUGUUAUCGGUCUCGAGCGCUACAAACACGAUGGUAUACUCUUUUUGGGAACGGCUUUACUCCCCACAAGGGAAUUGCGAGAUUUCGCAUAUCCCAAAGUUCAGGCUUGGAAUCAGGGAAUAGAAGACUUUGCGCGAACUAUCGAUGACGGGCUCAUUGAUUUUGUAUACCUCAAUUAUGCUGACCCAAGCCAAGCACCAUUGGCCAGUUAUGGUAAGGAUAACAUCAAGUUCAUGAAGAAGGUGGCGGCUGAGUACGACCCUCAAGAGGUCUUCCAGAAGCUAUGCCCUGGAGGAUACAAAUUAUCAGAUGUUCAGCUUAUCUGGGCAGGAGAAGUCAUGGGUGACCUUUUUGGCGUUCCUGUUUCCGCCGUCAGCUUUGCCAAUCCUGUUCCUUCAUUUGCUUGUUCAGAGAUCCGGCUCCGUCACGUAGUUAUGCGACUUAUCAAUGCCACUAGUCUGAAGAUUGAGGAGUUUGGGCCUCGAAACCUUCCGAAAUAUGCCAUCCUAUCUCACACAUGGGGCGAUUGCGAGCCAACAUUCGCUGAGUGGUGCUCAGUGGUGACUCGGCGGUGGAAGUCCAGCAAGCCAGGAUUCGCCAAAGUCUUCGCCACUUGCAAACAGGCCCGCCGCGAUGGCCUGUCGCAUAUCUGGGUAGAUACCAAGGAAAAAGCUUUGAGAGAGUACAGCAUAGCCCAGAGGAUGUCGUGGGCUGCCGAUCGAGUUACCACAAGGCCUGAAGAUAUCGCGUACUGCCUUCUAGGCGUUUUUGGCAUCAAUAUGCCACUCCUAUACGGAGAAGGCAAUAGGGCGUUCAUUCGUCUUCAGGAGGAGAUCAUCCGACAGUCCGACGACCACAGCAUCCUGGCAUUCAAUACUCCAUUGUCUACGAACUCCCUUUUCGCAGAUCAUCCCAAUCUUUUCCGCGGCAUGAAAAAUUUACAACCAAAACUGCUCUCCAGAAUUACUCCGCCUUUUGCACUGACGAAUGCUGGUCUUUCGUUACGAACACCGCUGAUCCAGACUCUCUCUCCACAUUGGGUUCUUGCCGUUCUCAACUGCGUCGAAGUCGAGACAAAGAAGGGAAUGCGAAAAAGCCAGCUCUGCCUCCCACUUCUUGGAAAGAACGGUGUAUAUAUGCGCGCACGUGCUCCUUUCAGUCUUAUCAAGAAGAGUCUCUCAGAAAUGUACAUUCCUGGAAUCCGUGCCGAGAUUGAGGACCUCACGACACCUGUGGAAACGAAAUAUCUUGUCUCGCACUUCACUAAGGUGUAUCCAGCCUUUGGAUAUGAACUCGAUCUUGCUCUCAAUGGCUUCGACGAGGACAUUAUGCAAAAUCCAGGCUUCAUGCUGACCUUUCCGCGUGGAAUGGGACGAUUCCAGUUGGUCGGCGCAUACCCCGCUGACUCACUUCAGAUGAGCACAAGCUUCUUCAACCCCCCUGUUGCAGACUCAGGACAACCCUUUGCUCACGGUCUGCUCGUAUUUCAGGACGUGUCUAAAUGUCCUGAUGAGGAAUAUCCGUCGAAGAUUGGCAUCUAUCUAGCCCAAGUGAUAGAUGAAGUGGGCGGGGACUUAGGAGGCCAGUGGAUGUGUGUGCUCACGCGCGUGUCGGAUGGUUUCGACUUGUACGAGAGAUGCAAACAAUCGUGGAAGUUUGAAAGUCCAGAAGAUUGGAGCCACUAUGACCACAUGGGAAACUUUCUUGUUGCAGCACGAACUAGAUUCGCGCUGCAAAAGCCUACGCGCGAGGUUGUGAUGGUUGAGAUAGUAUUUGACGCUGAUGUUCUGACCCAGGAGCAGGGCCUCGAUACCGAGUUUAGCGACUGGGUCAGUCUCCAAGGGGGGAUGAAUGGGAAAUCUCACAUCGGACUCGGUAGUCAAGUUGUCUUGGGAAAUUGGUAG
This is a messenger RNA of Diaporthe amygdali, 2949 nucleotides long. RefSeq lists its product as uncharacterized. The record is from RefSeq and is a predicted model, not a curated record. The transcript has 7 exons. Lineage: Eukaryota; Fungi; Ascomycota; Sordariomycetes; Diaporthales; Diaporthaceae. The coding region runs from base 1 to 2949 and encodes 982 amino acids. Gene Ontology annotation, molecular function: FAD binding.